Molecule: messenger RNA, 1179 nt
Organism: Aspergillus pseudonomiae
Lineage: Eukaryota; Fungi; Ascomycota; Eurotiomycetes; Eurotiales; Aspergillaceae
Gene: dscB
Product: protein dscB
Exons: 2
Coding region: 215-1066 (283 amino acids)
Source: RefSeq, a predicted model, not a curated record
CUCCAAGCCCCCAAAAUUCAACACCAACACCAACACCAACAAUCCCCCCUCCCACGAUCCAAGAGGGGCUCUAACCCCUCAAUGCAACAAACACCCCAAUAACGCCCCUCACGAAAUCCAACAAGAAAACCUCCACCUGUCAACCUCUCAACCACCGAACCCAACCCAACCCCAAGAAAACAAGUAAAAAAAGACACCAGAGCAAAAAGAAAAAAUGCACACCUCCGGGCUAACAAACACACCCCUAACGAAAACCCUCCUAAUCUACACCCUCGCCUCCUCCAUCGCCCUCUCCAUCCUCGACAUCAAGCACCUGGCCCCGAUCCACGUCUCCCCGCAUUUCUGGCCCUACGGCCAAUUCUGGCGCGCCCUGCUAUGGCAAGUCGCGGGGUUCACCAAUUCCACGGAGGCGCUGUUCGCCGCCAUGCUGGUGUACCAGUUACGGGUUAUUGAGCGCGCGUGGGGAGCGAGGAAGAUGGCGACCUUCCUCCUAACAACCUUCCCCUACACAACCCUCCUCCCUCCCCUCCUCCUGACGAUCCUCCUGCGUCCGCUCUCGCUCACAAAACUAAAUUACCUGCCUUCCGGGCCCACGGCGACCAUCUUCGCCUUGCUGGCGCAAUACCACUUCUCCAUCCCGCAUACGUUCCGCUACCGCAUCGCGACGUCGAGCUCCAAGCCCGCGGAUGACGACGCAACGGCGCAGUCGGCGGGGAAGUCCCUGACCUUGCUUUUCUCGGAUAAGUCGACGACGUAUCUGGUCGCGGCGCAGUUGGCGCUGUCGCAGUUUCCCGGGGCGCUGUUGCCGGCUGUUGUUGGGUGGUUUGUGGGGUUGGCGUGGCGCAUGGAGAUAUUGCCUGGUGUGGGUGCGCGGUGGAGGGUGCCGGCUUGGGUUGUGGGUGAGAAGGAGAGGACGAGGACGGUUGGGCCUUCGGGUGGGGAGGAGAGGUAUGAGGAUUUGAGGCGGAGGUUGGAGGGCGAGGCUGCUGCUGCGGUGGCCGAGGCGAGUGGUUCUUCUGCGGGACAGGGUUCGGGGGUUGGGUUGAGACAAGGGAGGAGGGUUUGAGACGUGCAGAAGGUAAUGAGUGUUUUGAGGUUGAUUUGGUUCUUAACGAGGGUUGGUGGAUGUUGAAACUACCAAGUUUUGCUUCAAUGCCAUUCUAUAUAUCCCUUUUAUGU